AUGAUCCAAAGCCAAGUUGUAUCAUUGAGAAUCUUAGAAAACCAAGUUGGGCAACUAGCUAAUGAGUUGAGAAAUAGACCCCAUGGUACAUUGCCAAGUGACACAGAAAAUCCAAGAAAUGGGAGCAAUGAACAUUGUAAAGCCGUCACUUUGAGAAGUGGGAAGGAGUUGGAGAAUUCCAAGACAAAAUCUGGGCAUGAGGGUAAGUCCUCUUCAAUCCAAAUAAAUGAGGAAAUUCACAAAGACGCUGAAUUGCCUAGUGUACAAAAAUCUACCUCUGCUCAGAAUGCUACAGGAAUGCGGCAACAUCAGCACCCAGAUAGCUCAAUUUCAAGGCAUCCACUUCCAUUUCCUCAACAUUUUCAGAAGCAAAAGUUGGAUUCUCAAUUUAAGAAGUUUCUAGAUAUGUUGAAGCAGUUUCAUAUCAACAUCCCACUUGUAGAGGAACUUGAGCAAAUGCCUAACUAUGUGAAAUUCAUGAAAGAUAUUCUUACAAGGAAGAGAAGGUUAGGAGAAUUUGAGACAGUGGCUCUUACCAAGGAAUGUACCUCAUUCUUGCAAAACAAGUUGCCACCAAAGAUGAAAGAUCCUGGGAGUUUCACCAUUCAAUGCACCAUUGGUAAUUCUUAUUGUGGCAUGGAUUUAUGUGAUUUGGGUGCCAAUAUAAAUUUGAUGCCUAUGUCUGUGUAUAGGCAUUUGGGGAUUGGUGAAGUCCGAUCUACCACAAUGACACUACAGCUUGCAAAUAGAUCUCUUGCUUAUCCAGAUGGGAAGAUUGAGGAUGUCUUGGUAAAAGUUGAUAAGUUCAUUUCUCCAGUUGAUUUCAUUGUAUUGAAUUAUGAGGUAGACAGGGAGGUACCAAUCAUUCUAGGGAGGCCUUUUCUAGCUACUGGUUUGAUUGACGUGCAAAAGGGUGAACUUACUAUGACGGUUCAAGAUGAGCAGGUGACAUUCAAUGUUUUCAAGGCUAUGAGGUUUCCAUUUGAGGUCGAAGAGUAUUUUGUUGUUUCAGUGGUAGAUUAUUUUGCUUCAAAGGAAUUAGAAAACAAUUUCGAUGAUCCUCUAGAGAGACUCUUGAUGUUUGAUUCACAUGCAGAGGAUGAGGAUGAAUACUUGGCUUAG
Humulus lupulus (European hop) is the source of this 1122-nucleotide messenger RNA. RefSeq lists its product as uncharacterized. Bases 1 to 1122 code for a protein of 373 amino acids. Lineage: Eukaryota; Viridiplantae; Streptophyta; Magnoliopsida; Rosales; Cannabaceae. The transcript has a single exon. The record is from RefSeq and is a predicted model, not a curated record.